This is a messenger RNA of Alosa sapidissima (American shad), 2856 nucleotides long. It is a transcript of the gene napaa, whose product is annotated as N-ethylmaleimide-sensitive factor attachment protein, alpha a. Lineage: Eukaryota; Metazoa; Chordata; Actinopteri; Clupeiformes; Clupeidae. The coding region runs from base 109 to 996 and encodes 295 amino acids. Gene Ontology annotation, cellular component: vacuolar membrane; synaptobrevin 2-SNAP-25-syntaxin-1a complex; terminal bouton. The record is from RefSeq and is a predicted model, not a curated record. Gene Ontology annotation, biological process: SNARE complex disassembly; synaptic transmission, glutamatergic; regulation of synaptic vesicle priming. Gene Ontology annotation, molecular function: syntaxin binding; soluble NSF attachment protein activity. The transcript is spliced from 11 exons.
GUAGACGGGCUCUGGUACUAGCAACCCUGUGAUGCAGUGGGGAAGACUUCAGAUGAUACAUUGCCAGUAACAACCGUAGGCUUAACAUAUACUAUAAACAAUUAAAAAAUGGAUCACUCCGCAAAAGAACAGGAGGCUAUGGCUUUGGUGGCAGAGGCAGAUAAGAAAAUGAAGUCACCAGGGACGUUUUUGGGGACGUUAUUUGGGAGUUCUUCAAAGGCCGAAGAUGCCUGUGAUAUGUAUGUAAGAGCAGCAAAUAUGUUCAAAAUGGCCAAAAAUUGGAAUGCGGCAGGUAAUGCUUUCUGCAAAGCUGCCCGACUGUACCUACGAGUAGACAACAAAUUAAAUGCUGCUGUGAGCUUUAUUGACGCAGGAAAUGCCUUUAAAAAAUCGGACCCUGAAGAGGCAGUGAAAUGUCUUGGCCAGUCGAUUGAGAUUUACACUGAUAUGGGGCGUUUCACAAUUGCAGCUAAACAUCAUGUUACCACUGCUGAAAUAUAUGAAAGUGAGCUGCUGGACAUUGAGAAGGCUGUUGCCCAAUAUGAACAAGCAGCUGACUAUUACAAAAUGGAAGAGGCUACCAGUGCUGGCAAUAAAUGUCUCAUGAAAGUGGCUACUUAUGCAGCUCAACUGGAACAGUACCAGAGAGCUAUUGAAAUCUAUGAGCAGAUUGGCACCUAUGCAAUGGAUAGCACUUUGCUUAAGUAUGGUGCGAAAGAUUACUUCUUCAAAGCAGCACUAUGUCACUUUUGUGUAGACAUGCUGAAUGCAAAGUUGGCCAUUCAGAGGUAUGAGGAAAUGUUCCCAGCUUUCUCUGACUCCAGAGAGUGUAAACUUGUCAAGAAACUCCUGAAUGCACAUGAAGAAGAGAGUGUUGAUGCUUACACUGAUGCUAUAAAGGAAUUUGACUCGAUCACCAAGCUGGAUCAAUGGCAGACCACCAUGUUACUCAGAAUCAAGAAGACCAUCCAGGACGAUGAGAGUGACCUGCGCUAAUGCUCCUUGCGUUGCCUGGUGACCCCCCCACCCCAUCCCACUCCCUUUUUCGUAUCUUUGUCUUAAUGUUUACACCUUUCAAUGGGAACUGCACUCAUAGUUUUCAAAUGUGGCAUGUAUAGAUAAUGUUUCCAAAGAACAGUAGUAUACAGUAUGUUUUGCCACACAGAGCAGAGCCAAGUGCUGCUUAUGUAAAUUCUUUAUGCUUGUUAAAGACACAGUAUUGGUUCUGCAAGGGAACAAGCUGGCUUCUUUUUUUUAAAUUCUCAACCAUUACUUUUGUGGCAAUUUACUCGCCAUUUAGGGGUCCACCUACUGUUAAUGUUUUUGCAUCACCUGGGUGGUUACAUCGAAAUGCCAAAUUGUUAGCGCCCCAUUUUGAGCCUUUCUGUAUGAUUGAGUGCAGUUGAGUGGACUUGGUUUAAAAUGUAAUUUCAGUAAUCAGGAACACCUACAACAUGAAGCGAAUGGCGUUGUAUGUUUGCAAUGUUUAUCUAGAUCUAGAAAAACAUUGCAAACCAGGCUUUCAUGUAAGCUGGGUUUUGUUCACUUUAUUUUACCUGACAUAGUGUUUUGCCAUAUUGCCACAUAGCUGCAAAGUUAGCAUCAGUAAAACUCACCAACUGUCAUCAAGUGGGAAUACAUUUUAAUUGGAGCGGUUGCCAACUCAACUAACAUUUUUGUACAAGAGAAAGGCUAGAAACAGUAGUAAAUGACCCUUUCAAAGAGGCAUGGGAUGAAGAAUUCCAAACCUAUCCUUAAUUCCUGUCUUUGCAAGCUACCCCUAAGCAUCUUCACAGACUCUGUAGCAUCCUUGCAGACUUUUUUACUAUACAAGAGCACGUACUGCACACUAAAUAGCCUGCAUCUAUUUAGUGUGAUCUGUUCUGCAUGAUAUAUUUCCAUAUAGAGAACAUUCUUUAUCAUAGGCAGAGUUAUAAAAGUCUGAAAACAACAGAAACAGAAAACAAAAGUCCUACCAUGUAUUGGUUUCCACCUGUGCACUUAACACAGGUGAUUUCACAAAUUAGCUGAUCUACCUUAACCUGACUCUCGCCAGAUGAAUUUCGUUCCGCUAGGCAGAACGGAAUUCAUCUGGCGAAAGUCAAGUUAGAUCUACCUGGCUGAAGACUGAAGACCUGGCUGUGGUAAUUCACAUAACAUUCAGCUGGUUUUGUGAAUGGUUAGAAAAAAUACACGGUAGGACUUUUACUUGUUGAAGCCGGACUUUUACUCCUCUGUACAAUAGCUUACAUUCAUUUAGUAUGAUGUUCUGCAUGAUAUCUUUCCAUCAAGCUUUCUUUAUCAUUACUACAUAGGUCAACACAAAUUGAAGCAGAGUGUCAAGAGUCCUCUGUUUAAACUAUACACAUUUAAUUUUUAUGUAGGUUUCAUAUGGAAAGAUACUAAUUAUUUCCUCUAUUGAGGAAUUUGCCCAUAGCUUAAUGUAAUUAAGCUUUCAGAAUCUAAAAAAACACCAUCUAUAAUGUCAUGGACCUCACUCAAUUAUAUUUUAUUUAUUUCUUAUGAAUUUCAAUCUGCAAGGUCCAGGAGAACUUGCAAAAUUGUAAUGUGUUUACUGUGACUAUACUACUAAGCACUACCAAGGAAUUGAAACCAUACUUUUUUUGCACGUGCAUCUAUUACUGAUAACAUUGCAGGUAUUUAAUUAACUGUGAGCUAGUUACAUUAAGUUAACCUCAUGGAUUUUAAACCAUUCCCUUUAGGGAAAAGUUUCCUGUAUUCCCAUCUUUUUCUAUUUACUUACAUGUAUUUAACUUAAUGCUAUGGCAAAAUACACGAUUAAGCAAUUACUUGUGAUUGCUGAGGCUGAAAUGCAAAAAAAAAAAAAAAACACUA